AGAAUCAAAUGGUCAGAAAGAAUCCUGGAUGGAAUUUGUCAGUUUUUCUGGGGAGAAGAAUCCCAAACCUUCCACAUUCCUGAGUUGUGUUUGGUUGCAGUUUAUGUUAGUUAGCAAACGACACUAAAAUCGGUGAGAAAUUAGGGAAAAGUGACUUAGACUAAUUCAAAGAAAACAGGAAAUCUUAAAUUAACUCCUCUUCCAAUAGCUGUGCCCCAGAUACUCACAGCUCCUGGACAGGUGCUGGCAGCCACGUGCGUGCAGUUGAGCAACAAUUCUCCGUGCUCACCAGGUGACAGAUGAGUUACAUUUGUUUCUGCCGCAGCACUUCUGGCUGUAACUCCUCUUGCUCACGGAUGUAUUUAUAGAACCCAGCCCAUUCUGCUUUGUUUCCUUACUAUGCUGUUGCUAGAGCCAGGGUUGGUUUGUACGUGUGUGCAUAAGUAAAACUGAAAUGCUGCCAGCACGCAGACCCUGAUGUGCUUUAUAGAACUGCAGGCCCUACCACUGCUACCUGGAGAACACCUGUGCCAAUUUUAAAGCAUGGUGUGGUGGUUGCAUGUAAGCAGAUAAAAGGAAACCUCCCUAAAACUGCAGUAGUGCAUUUCUGUAAGUCCCACCUGUAGGGCAGAGGAUGGAGCAAAGCUGAGUGUUGGCAGAGCGUGGCUCCUCAGGCAGAGCUUAGUCACUUCCUCCAGAGGGAGGGUAAACCCUCGGAGCUCCACUGAAGUCAAAUCAGAGUGUGAGGUCUGUGCUCAGCAGGGUGGGCUGGGCGCUGCGCGGCGGGACUGACUGCUGCAGAAACGAGGCCGGACCCCUCAGACCCCAACACCUGCAGCUCCCAGGAUGAUCCCAUCUCAGAGCAACUCCUGAGCAUCUCACUGCAGUCUCGUAGAUGAAGGGAAGCUCAGACAGCCUUCUCUGCGCCGUGUGCUGGGAAACUGUGGAGGAAAUUCUGGCUGCUCUCUUGCUCUUCGGUGAAUGUAACACCCCAGUGUCUGUCCUGGAGCUCUCCUCUCCCAGCAGGUCCCUGCAGGGCUGACUCGGCACUGUGGCACGGUGACCAGGUGUGACCUCGGUUUCCUGAUGCGCCCUUACUCACCCCAUCGGCGAUCUCACGAGACCCCCGUCAGCCCCAUGUGGCACUUGUGGGGCGUCUCUUCUCGCAGUCCCACAUGCAGCUGCAGGUGUGUCUGCGUUGUGGCGUCUAUCGGAGCACCCAGAAAUACCUGCACACAGCCAAGGCGUGUCUGGAAACCUGAUGCCUCAUCUCCGCCAUGUGGAGGCGGAGGGAGGAGGGCUGUGAGACAUGUCCCUUCUUGCUCACAACAGCUGAAAGCAGACAAGGCAGCUCACUGUAGCCCUUCUCAGCAGCGCAGGGCAUCCCGGUUGCACCCCAGGGGCGCCGCCAGCCGCCGGGACCCUGGGUGGGUGGCAGUCCCGCAGCCACCGGGCGAUGAACAUCGCAAGGAGAAGAGGCUUCUACAGACAGGAGCUGAACAGAACCAUCUGGGAGCUGCCCAGGAGGUACACGUCCCUGCACCCUGUGGGCUCUGGGGCCUACGGUUCUGUCUGUUCUGCUAUAGACAAGAAGACAGGAGAGAAAGUGGCCAUCAAGAAGCUGUGCCGUCCAUUCCAGUCAGAGAUCUUUGCCAAGAGAGCAUACAGAGAGCUCAUGCUCUUGAAGCAAAUGCAGCACGAGAACGUCAUUGGACUGCUCGAUGUCUUCACCUCUUCCCCUUCCUACCAUGGAUUCCAAGACUUCUACCUGGUGAUGCCAUACAUGCGGACAGAUUUACAAAAGAUCAUGGGACAUGAAUUCAGUGAUGAAAAGAUCCAGUACCUGGUCUACCAGAUGCUGAAAGGGUUGAAGUACAUUCAUUCUGCUGGAAUCGUCCACAGGGACCUGAAGCCAGGGAACCUGGCUGUGAAUGAAGACUGCCAGCUGAAGAUCUUGGACUUUGGCCUGGCAAGACACGCUGAUGCUGAAAUGACAGGCUAUGUGGUCACGCGCUGGUAUAGAGCUCCAGAAGUCAUUCUGAACUGGAUGCAUUACAACCAGACAGUGGAUAUCUGGUCUAUUGGCUGCAUCAUGGCAGAAAUGCUGACUGGGAAAACGCUGUUUAAAGGAAAAGAUUACCUUGAUCAGCUGACUCAGAUCCUGAAAGUAACAGGGUAUCCGGGAGACGACUUUGUGGAGAAGCUUGAGGACAAGGCGGCUAAAAGUUAUAUCAAGUCUCUUCCAAAAAUGCCCAAGAAGGAUCUGUCUGUGCUUUUCCCCAAAGCCAGUCCUCAGGUGGACUUGCUGGACAAGAUGCUGCAGCUGGAUGUGGAGAAGCGCCUUACGGCCACAGAAGCGUUAGCCCACCCAUACUUCGAUCAAUUCCGAGAUGUUGAGGAGGAGACAGAGGCACAACAGUCCUACGAUGAUUCUCUGGAACACGCAAAGCUUUCAAUAGAAGAAUGGAAAAAGCAUAUCUACAAGGAGAUCUUAUCCUUCAGUCCAAUUGCACGGAAGGACUCCAAGAAGCGAAGUGGAAUGUCACUGUAGUGACUGGUGCGGCUGUGACCAGGAUUUAUGUCUCAUGCUGGAUGACAGAUGGGAUUUGUUCCACACUGCCUCCUUUGUAGCCAUCAAUUGGCCUAUGGGACUUCUCUGUGUGUGAACAUGAUGUCAACAUUGUGACUGUGGGCAUUGGACUUUCUCCUGCUGAUGGGGGAAGUACUCCUAAAUAAUUUUCAACUCUAAAGAUAAAUAUUCUCUCACUGAAACUUUUGGAGAAAUUCCUGGUAUUUCUUCCCCUGUCUCCCUCCCCCCUCCCUCCAUACUACCUAUUUUUUGUUUCUCCUUUCUUUCUAAGCACAUGUUUUUGGACUUGAAUUAUGUGUAAGGUAAAUAAAAUAGUAAAAUUGUC
Messenger RNA from Coturnix japonica (Japanese quail), 2915 nucleotides. RefSeq names its product mitogen-activated protein kinase 13 (gene MAPK13). Gene Ontology annotation, molecular function: ATP binding; MAP kinase activity. NCBI's taxonomy places the organism in Eukaryota, Metazoa, Chordata, Aves, Galliformes, Phasianidae. The record is from RefSeq and is a predicted model, not a curated record. Gene Ontology annotation, biological process: MAPK cascade; protein phosphorylation.